Gregarina niphandrodes is the source of this 1143-nucleotide messenger RNA. Its product is annotated as putative vacuolar ATP synthase subunit D. Bases 1 to 1143 code for a protein of 380 amino acids. The transcript has 3 exons. Gene Ontology annotation, cellular component: vacuolar proton-transporting V-type ATPase complex; proton-transporting V-type ATPase, V0 domain. The record is from RefSeq and is a predicted model, not a curated record. NCBI's taxonomy places the organism in Eukaryota, Apicomplexa, Conoidasida, Eugregarinorida, Gregarinidae. Gene Ontology annotation, molecular function: proton-transporting ATPase activity, rotational mechanism. Gene Ontology annotation, biological process: proton transmembrane transport; vacuolar transport; vacuolar acidification.
AUGGGCGCCCAGAUGUCCUUAUUCAAUCUACACGACGGCUACGCCGAAGCCUCCGUCCGCGGCAAUCGAUCUGCCCUACUCACUCCAGAGGACUACAGAAAGCUCACUCUCUGCGAAACUCUAGAAGAUUUGAGAAGUGCGUUGGAGGACACGGACUACGCCGGCUUUAUGCAGGACGAGCCGCUGCCUAUCACGGUUACGGCCAUCAGUGCGCGGUUGCGGGAGAAGAUGGCUGAUGAAUUCCGAGUGUUGCAGUCUCUGGCGGACCAGCCUCUGAGACAGUUCCUUGAGUUCAUUGUUGCGGAACGAAUGAUUGACAACGUCGUGACCCUGAUCCAAGGAGCUAUGAAUGGAAAGAGUCAAGAGGAGUUGAUGGCUAAGGCUGACCCGUUGGGCUGGACACCAGAGAUGAAAGCAUUGCUGGCGAUUGACGCCACCAACGGUUACGAAGACAUGUAUCGUACGGUGUUGGUUGAGACGCCAGUAGGCGGUUACUUUGAGGACUACUUGGACAAGAAGCAGGAGAGUGGCGACCAGGAGAAUCUCAGUGAGUUAGAUCUGGAGAUAAUGCGUGCUAGUUUAAAGAAGAGUUGGUUAGAGGAUUUCUUUAGUUUCUGUAACCAGUUACCUUGGACUACUCAGGAGAUUAUGGCGGACAUUCUGAACAGGCAAGCAGAUUUCUUGUGUCUGUCAGUCACACUAAACUCACUUAAUUCGCCCAUGGGUGGGCAGACCAAGUUGUCCGAUCGCAACGCGCUCUUCCCACACUUCGGCUACCUUUAUCCUGCCGCCACCGAGGCUCUUCGAAAGGCCACUAACGAACAGACUAUCCGUGCCGCCAUCGACACCUUCCCGCAAUACCUCGAGGUCUUUGAGCAGUGCCGAGGCUACUACAUUAGAAAUACCGACCAGGAACAAGUAAACGAAAACCAGUUCAGUCUUGAAGACGCUCUUUACAGACAAGAACUUACCAUGUACGAAAUGGCAUUCGAACAACAAAUGCACUAUGGCGUCUUCUACUCAUGGGUCAAGCUUAAGGAACAAGAAAUCCGCAACAUACUCUGGGUUGCCGACAUGAUCCUUAUGAAUAGAAGAGACACCUGCAUGGAUAUGGUGCUGCCCAUCUUUGCACCCAGAAUCUAA